Messenger RNA from Amborella trichopoda, 2452 nucleotides. RefSeq names its product pescadillo-like protein. Gene Ontology annotation, molecular function: RNA binding. Gene Ontology annotation, cellular component: nucleolus; PeBoW complex. Lineage: Eukaryota; Viridiplantae; Streptophyta; Magnoliopsida; Amborellales; Amborellaceae. Gene Ontology annotation, biological process: ribosome biogenesis; maturation of LSU-rRNA from tricistronic rRNA transcript (SSU-rRNA, 5.8S rRNA, LSU-rRNA). The record is from RefSeq and is a predicted model, not a curated record.
AGGGGUGUAGAGUAUUUUCGCCUGUACUGUGUAUUGACUGCGUUUGAUAAAGAAAAAAAAAGGGGAAGCUUUCACCCCUCAAAAACCCUAGUCUCCCUCGCUGCCAACAAAACCCCCCCAAAUAAAAACCCAGCCACUGAGCUCUCUCAGAGAAGAGAGGGGAACCACGCCAGUUGCUGAGCUCUUUGUGACUACCGCUCAAUCUAACACCCAGUCUCUGCUGCAUCUCCAACAAAAACUAUAUUACAGGCAGUUUCCAGCUUUCCCAUCACCAAACAGGUGAAAUUACCAGCACCAUAGUUUACCAAACAGGGUUUCCUGCUUUCACCCCACCAAUUUUCAGCUGCAUCUCAGAAUCAGUGAAAGUCAGCAGCAGGGGUGAUUCCCAGGACACUAGUGAAAGUUUAUCAAACGCUACCUAGGUUCCAGUGAAGACCUCAACAUAAUGUCUUAAUCUGAAAGGCCAACCCUAAAUUUUGUUACUUUCGCACCAACGACCAUGCCGAAGCAUUACAGACCUCCUGGUAAGAAGAGGGAGGGGAACUCAGCUAAAUACAUCACCAGAACGAAAGCCAUCCAUUAUCUGCAGAUCAAUCUCUCCAGUUUCAGGAAACUUUGCAUCCUUAAAGGAAUAUUUCCUAGGGAGCCAAAGAAAAAGUUGGAAGGAAAUGACAAAACCUAUUAUCACAUGAAAGAUAUUAUGUUCCUUGCUCACGAGCCUCUUUUGGAGAAAUUCAGGGAAAUUAGGGCAUAUGAUAAGAAGAUAAAGAGAGCAUUAGCAAAGAAGAAUAAGGAUGAGGUAGCUCGCCUAGAAAAAAAUCGCCCAUCUUACACUCUUGACCAUCUUGUCAAAGAAAGGUAUCCUCAAUUUGUUGAUGCACUUCGAGACUUGGAUGAUUGUCUUACAAUGAUCCACCUAUUCGCAGCACUGCCUGCAGUUGAGUCUGAACGUAUUAAUGUUAACCGGAUCCACAAUUGUAGAAGGUUGAGUCAUGAGUGGCAGGCAUACAUUUCUCGAACACAUAGCCUACGCAAGACAUUCAUCUCUGUCAAAGGCAUAUACUACCAGGCUGAGGUUCAGGGCCAAAAAAUCACCUGGUUAACACCCCAUGCAUUGCAACAAGUUAUACCAGAUGAUGUGGACUUCAAUGUAAUGCUAACCUUCUUGGAAUUCUAUGAGACCCUCCUUGCCUUUGCGAACUUCAAACUUUAUCAUUCCAUAAAUGUAAAAUAUCCACCCACUCUUGAUCCUCGGCUAGAAGCUUUGGCAGCAGACCUUUAUGCUUUAUCCAGGUAUUUGGCUGCUAGUUCUAGAACCCUGCUGCUUGAUAAUAAAGCUAUUGUCCCUUCUGAAUCGGAGCAAGUCGAUGGAGGCCAAGCGGAUAGGCAGCCGAAUGAAACUGAUGUAAGGUUGGCUUUACUUCAAAACCAGCUUCCUGCCAAUGAAUCAAGCUCAUUGACACGUCUUGUAGUGGAUGUUAUUGAUGAGGAUGAGGAUGACAUGGAAACUAGAGAGUGCAAAGCUCUCUUCAAAAAUUUGAAAAUUUUCCUCAGUCGUGAGGUUCCAAGGGAGUCAUUGCUCUUUGUUAUUCCUGCUUUUGGAGGUGUAGUUGGAUGGGAUGGCGAUGGUUCUCCAAUUAAAGAAUCAGAUGAGAGCAUAACUCAUCAGAUAGUGGAUAGGCCAACUCAGCCCCAUAUGUUCCUCUCUAGGGACUAUGUUCAACCACAAUGGGUUUAUGAUUGUGUUAAUUCUCUCAUUAUAAUACCAACUGAAAAUUAUCUCAUUGGAAGGGUUGCUCCACCUCACUUGUCGCCUUUUGUUGACAAUGAAGCUGAAGGCUAUGUACCUGAGUAUGCAGAGACCAUAAAGCGCCUCCAAGCAGCUUAUAAAAAGCAACUUCUGCCGAUGCCAGACUUAGAGCAGCAGGACAUAGAUGACCCUAAGAAUCUGUUUAUUGAAGGUGUGAUCAAUAGGAGUGAAGACACUGAAGCUUCCCAAAGGAAGCGGGAGCGGGAGAUCCUGGAGAAGCAAUACCACAAUGAACUCAAAAUUGAAAUGCAAGGUGUUACCUGUUCUGCAUCUGUUCCCUUACAAGGCAAUACCCUGGAUGAGGAUAUUGAAGGCUCAAUACCUCAGCCAGAUCAUGCUCCUAAUGAGAAUGAGAACCUCUCAAAGUCUUUGAUGUCGCGUAAGAAGAGGAAGCUUUAUGAAGCCAUGCAGAUUGGCAAAGCACGGAAGCGAGCAGAUAUUGAGCUCCUGAAGGAGAGGAAGAAGAAAGCAGACAAGCAAAAUGAUUAAUCUUUCUAGCAAUCAACUAAUUUGUCUGUUUUUUUUGUUAUUUAUAUUAUGGAUUCUAAUCCAUUCAUGGAUUAGUUCAAUUUUGUUCAGCUCUUGCAUGCAUUUACCAUGAGCCCGAGGCUAAAUUAGUAAAUAUUUAUUUGGUGACUGCAA